Messenger RNA from Astrephomene gubernaculifera, 2408 nucleotides. Lineage: Eukaryota; Viridiplantae; Chlorophyta; Chlorophyceae; Chlamydomonadales; Astrephomenaceae. The record is from the annotation of a GenBank genome assembly.
GGGGGCGCCACCGGGGCAGGGUAUCUUUGUAGGCGCGCUGCUGUCCAUGAGCAGUACGGCAGUGGUGGUCAAGUGCCUGGAGGUGAUGCGGUCCGGCAGCUCGGCGUACGGACAGAUCACCGUGGGGACGCUGCUGCUGCAGGACUGUAUGGUGGGCCUCAUGUUUGCUCUGCUGCCGGUGUUCCAAGGAGUCCCGGCGGCGCCACCCAGCGGGCUAGCUGCCGAUGCGGACGCCGCGGAGGCCAAGGGGCGAGUGGUGCUGAUGGUGCUGUCGGUGCUGCUCAAACUCAGCUUAGCGGUGGCAGCAGCGCUGGCGGUCGCCAAGACGCUGCUGCCGCCGCUGCUGCGACUCAUGCAGCGACAGGCCUCCCGCGAGCUCAUUCAGCUCACCCUGGUUGCCUUCUGCUGCGGCAUCUCGUGCUUCAGCCACACCAUGGGGCUAUCCAGCGAACUAGGCGCCUUUGUGGCCGGAGUCAUGGUAUCCGUGGCGUUAGGGCCCGGACCCCACCCGCAUGGCCACCAUGCUGCCACGUCGGGCGGUUCCGGAGCCGCCAUCGGCAGCGCAGUUGUAUCUGGAAUCAGAUCGCAUGAAUCCAUUGGAGGGGCGGCGAUUAUGGGAUCAAUGGCGCCUAUGGCGGGCAUGGGUCCCCUUCCGCCGUUGAAAUCGGAUUUGAAAGGCGUGGCAAGCGGCAGCGUUAGCAGCGCGAGCGGAGCAGUGACCCACGGGUCAUCUGGCGAUGAGGGGGUGGAGCUCCGGUCGAUCGCAGUGAAGUCUAGGAAUAGCGAUGGGGAUAUGGAGUGGGCGUUGGAGCAGCCGUCAGAGCGGGAGAGGGAGAAGGAGCGUGAGCGGCACCGGACGAGGGACGUCGUGGGAGCGCAUGCGGCGUAUUACAGCAUAGAAAGCGCCCGCAAUGUGCUCGUGGCGCUGUUUAUGGCUAGCAUUGGCCUCAUCAUGUCGCCCAGGUUCCUGUUUGAGCACCUGGGCGUGUUGACGAUUGGAGUGGGGCUGGUAGUGCUGGUGAAGGGGGCGCUGGUGGCGGCGGUGGUGCGGGGCUUCUCAGUGGGGCUGCGCACGUCGGUGGCUGUGGGCCUCUCCAUGGCGCAUGUGGGCGAGUUCGCCUUUGUACUGCUGAGCCACGCCGUACAGACCGGAGUGUUGCCGCUACAGGUGUACAUGCUGUUGCUGGGUAUCACGGCUCUCUCGCUGCUCACCACGCCCUUCAUCGUGCUGCUCGCCAUGCACUGGGUGCUGCCCAAGGACGCGCUGAAGGACGUGUUGGGGGCCGGAGGAGGGCUCUCGUCCGCAACCGGCUCGCAGUCGGCGCUGGCGCCCGCUGGAGCCCCGGCGAGGCGGAUGCUGUAGCCCUGGCCGCCUUCCUGCCUGUGAUACAGCAAUCCAGGCGCAUGCAGCAUUCCAGGUGCUUGCAGCAUUUCCCGUCCUCUUCACGAAUACGCGCCGACAGGCGCAUGCAGCAAUUCCAGUCCUGUUUGUUAACGGCCGCCAACAGGCGCAUGCAAGUAUUGUUGGCUUGCAUGCGAGCAGCAUGGAAAGGCGAGAGGGAAGGAGUGUCGUGAGCACAUGCGGGGGACGAUUUUCUCCAUCAUUCCCGCAUACACACCUUUGCAUCAUGUGCAUUGCGGAAUAUCUUUGUGGAUUCAUGCCCCGUGUGCUUGGCAUGUUGGCAUGGGGUUGCACCUGCGGCCGUAUUUAGUUGCCGUACUUGAUGCAUGGUAUCCAUUCUGCCGUACGGUAUCCUGCCGGUGCUUCCUAAAGUAUGGUAUGAGGUGCGGAAGAGCUACGUGAUUUGCGUAGGUCCGAUCGUUAGCCGCAUAUGGUCCAAGGGUCGCGUAUGGGCUUAUCAGGUGUUGGGGAUGCUAGUGGGGUUAGCUUAUUGGGCUUCUUUGGUAGUUGCUUAGAUAGCAGUUUGUCUAUUGCACCAUCGCGCGAGGCUAUGGUUGCAUGUUGCAGUGUUGGGGCACCGUUUCAAGUUGCUUUACUAGCAUGUGCUUUGCAUUUUGGUCAUGGAACGCACUAUUGAGCAGUGCUAGUUGUUGCCCUGCGAAUGGUCUUGGGUACUGACUAUAUGGGCCGCUAAGCCAUCCAUUGUGUUAUUUGCCUUUGGACCGAGCUGCUGACAUCGUAGCGCUUAAUGCCUCGCGCAGGCCUUUCACCCUGUGCUCGCCUCACCUAACAGACGAACGCGUUAGUGUCAAUCGUAAUGCAGUAGCAACGAAGUGUUUAUGUCGUCCUUAGUGUAGUUGCUCCCAAUGACAGUAGCUGGCGUGUUGGUCGGUGGUUCCGCUGGAUGGAUUGGUGGGGAGGAGGCGGCAGGUUGCGGACUCAAUCGAACGUUGUACAUAUUUAUGCAGUAGUUCGUAGUCGACAGGGAACGCGAAGGCCGCGUGAA